Messenger RNA from Stylonychia lemnae, 1935 nucleotides. NCBI's taxonomy places the organism in Eukaryota, Ciliophora, Spirotrichea, Sporadotrichida, Oxytrichidae. The record is from the annotation of a GenBank genome assembly.
AUGACUGAAUCAUAGUCUAAAGAAUAUAAAAAGAAUGAAAAUCUGAGUCUUGAUGUCAAAUAAAUUUAAUAGCUCUUCCAGGACUGCCAUUAGUUCCCUAAAUUAGAGCUGCAUAACCACAUUAGUGGCUCAAUAAGGGCAGAGACAUUCCUAGAACUCAGUGAAAUGAAAGGUGUUAGCAUUGAACAUAUUGAUUUCUACAAUGUUGAUAUGAAAAUGGCAUUCGAGAUUUUCAAAAUUAGUUCCUAGAUAGUAACUAGUCAUGAAACUUUAUACAGAAUUGUCAGGGAAAUCAUUCAGGAUAAUUUUAAGUAAAAUGUUAGGUAUAUCGAAUUGAGAAGCACUCCAAAGUCACUUCUACUUUAAGACUGCUAACUUGGGAAUAAAGAGGAUUAUAUAAAUACUGUCAUAAAAGCAAUAUAACAUGCAGAGGAAGAACUCAAUUAUGAAGUUAGAGCUAGACUUAUACUGAGUAUAAGAAGGUUUGAUUAAUACAACGAUUAGGAAUGUCAAGAAAUUGUGGAUCUUGCAGUGAAAUACAGAGAUCAAAAAUGUAAAUACAUUGUAGGACUAGAGCUAAGUGGAGACCCUUAAUGUGGAAGUUUUUCGGAAUAUGUCAAAGUUUUACUUAGGGCUAGAGAAAAUGGAAUUAAAUUUACUAUACAUUGUGCUGAAACAUAAGCACAAGCAAAAGAAAAUGAGGAGAUAUUGAAUAUUAAGCCAGAUAGAAUAGGUCAUUGCUAUUUCAUGUAAAAGAGUGACUUCGAAAGAAUAGCAGAAAUGAAUAUUCCUGUGGAGUUAUGUUUGUCAAGUAAUGCAAGUACUACUGGCUGUAGUGUAGUAGAGUUAAUGCCACAUUUAAAGCAACUGAACAGAUUGAACCACAAUGUGAUUCUGUGUUGUGAUGAUACCUUAUUGUUUUCGAAUAAUUGCUCUUAAGAACUCUUUGAGUAUGCUAAAGCUGUUAGAGCAUCAUCAAAAGAUUUGAAACAGCUGCUUCUAAGGAAUGUCGAAGCUAUAUUUGACGAGGAAAGCAAGGACUGGCUUAGAAACUAAAUUCAGAAAUAUUAGUACUUAGAGCCCUAGAGAAUUAUUGGCUCAGGAUCCUUUGGUUAUGUGUUUGAGGCAUGGGAUAAAGUUCAUAAGUAAACAGUGGCAGUGAAGAGGACGACAAAGGCGGGAGAGUACGUGAGUCGCGAGUUCGAAGUGUUAGACAAGCUGAGAGAGUGCAAGAACGUGAUCAAGAUGCUCGACAUCUACUACUCCAAGAAUGAGGAGGGAAAAACCGCUCAAAAUCUAAUAUUUGAGUUCUGCAAGACCAACCUCGAGGAAAUCAUCCAAAACCAUAAGCAAAAAGAGAAAUAUAUCCCGUUAUCGCACGUGAGAGACUACAUGCGAUAGAUUCUAGAGGGAAUGAGAUAUGUUCACUAACAGAGAAUAUGCCACAGAGAUCUCAAGCCUGAAAACAUCUUGCUCACUGAGGACGGAGUGAUCAAAAUCUGUGACUUUGGAUCAGCCAAAAUACUCGAUGAAGGUGGACUUAAUACCCCUUACAUCGUCAGUAGAUAUUAUAGAGCACCUGAACUCAUCCUUGCUUGCUCAGACUAUACCAAUAAAAUCGACAUCUGGGCAAUUGGAUGCAUCUUUGCAGAGUUGUUAACAUUGAGACCUUUAUUCCCAGGUAAAACUGAGGGAAGUCAGUUGAUUGAAUAAGUUGCAGUGCUUGGUCUCCCAAGAAAAGAAGAGUUAUUCAGUAUGUCAACACAGAUAACAAAAGAUACUGUUAACUUAGUGCAUAGACUUGAUGAUAUCCCAAAGAAGGAUUUCACAGCUGACAGACAAAUCUGUGCAGACCUUAUCGAAAAAUUACUCAAGUGGAAUCCUAAAGAGAGACUCACUUGCGACCAAGCUCUAAAUCAUGAAUUCUUUAACUGA